AAAGGAAAGACAACGACAACCACAGCACCAAUUACGUCAACAGUUCAAGGAACGACAACGACAACCACAGCACCAAUUACGUCAACAGUUCAAGGAACGACAACGACAACCACAGCACCAAUUACGUCAACAACAACCGGUUGUCCUGGUUGCUGUGGUGUAACUGUUGGUACUGGGCUCAGCCAACCUCUCUACAUAACUAUAGAUGUUAGUGGAAACUUUUUCGUUUCUGAUUCUGGAAGUAGUGAAAUUAUAUACUUUACACCUGGUUCAACAACCGGAACGACCGUUUAUAGUGGUGGUGACUAUUAUGAAGGUAUUCAUAUUAUUAGUAAUGAAACGGUGUAUUUUGCUGAUCAUGCUUCUUACUGUGUACGCAAAUCCACUAAUGCAACAGGCAAUGCUACAUGUGUUGCCGGUGUAGAUGGUGUAUCUGGUCUCGCACCAAAUCACUUUAAUUUUCCGAAGGGUGUAUAUGCUGAGAAUACUGGCACAUUUUAUGUUGCGGACUCUAUGAAUAAAGUAGUUUUAAAAUUUUUCUCCAAUUCAACCAGUGGAACUAAUGGGACUAUUGUUGCAGGUAAUCAAACCGCACCAACACUUUCAUCCCCAUCUGAUGUCUAUCUUGUUAGUGGUUCAGGAAAUCUCUAUGUAGCUGAUAGUGGUAAUAAACAUGUGGUACGAUGGUCAUCGGGUGCAGAUCCCACUACCGGUGGUGUAGUUGUGGCUUCUAAUACUCUGAACAGUAUAUUUGGUAUUGUAGUUACUGCAGACGAACAAACACUGUUUGUAUCUGAUCAAGGGGCCAAUUGUGUUAAAAAGUUUACCAUUGGUACUGACAGUGCUACGAUAUUCGCUGGGAAUGGAACAGCAGGUUCUGGCCCUCACCAAUUAAGUGGUCCAGUAGGUUUAGCUUUGGAUUCAACUGAGCAAUAUUUAUACGUAGUCGAUACAGGCAAUACCCGAAUUCAAAGAUUUUAUAUUCCAAGCUGUUAAAGAAUUAUUUUGCCUAAAUUUACUAAAAAGAGUUUUCUUUUGUCAUGACAUUCUAUCAGGAGACACUUCUGGAGACGCUCAAUAAAGUAUAAUAAAAUAUGAACCAGUUAGUUUGCACAUCACUCAUUCUUAUGGUUUCUUGGUUGCACGUUCAACUGACAUAUUUCCGAAUGUUCUAGACUGUAUAGCAAGAUAUUUUAUUUUCUUCAAAUAUCCAACUUCGUAUACUACCUGUCUGACUAGUAUGUUUUUUUCGAAUUCUUACGUUGAAAAAUGAUCGAGAUUUCGAGCCAAACAUUUCGACUUUUCCGCCUCGGAUUUAGAGAAAAUGGUUCUUUUCAAUAGAGAAAAGAAAAAGCGAUGCAUACUUUUCUAACUUAUGGUAUGAUGAAUCCAUGAAUGAAGAGUCUCGGUGCUUACCUAUUCUUGAGCCAUAAUUACACAUACAUACAUACAUAGAGUAAAAGACCUCUAUAUAUAUUGAACUUUUAACGUUAAGCAUAAUCUGUUUAGAAAAAGAGGCUUCCGUUUUCUGCCCUUAAGUUUCACAAAAGUGAAAAAUAUUUCUAAGUUUUUAGUUUUUGCUCUUUUUAAUAGCAAACCCGAGUCGAAAACCCGAGUCGAAAACUGAGUCGAUUAAUGUGUAUUUCGAAAACUUUACCUGAUUUUCAUUUUUUGGUGAAAAUCUCGAUACUUUUUCAAUGUGAAAAUUCGACAAAAAUCAAAGUAAGAUAUAAGUACACAUUAGUCGACUCAGUUUUUGAUCCUGAUUCCGAAUAUGAUAUUUUUAUUGCACAAAAGCUGAGUUCUGAUGGAGAAAAUUGAGAAUUACCAGCAGAAUUCUGACUUUUUCCUCUCUGAUUUCCAAAAAAAUGAAUUUUCUCUCAACGAAAGACAAUUUGAAAAAAAGCCCUGCAUAUUAUUUUUGCCCAUGCAAAGACGAAUCGAAAACAGUGCAAAUGACUGUU
Didymodactylos carnosus is the source of this 1964-nucleotide messenger RNA. Lineage: Eukaryota; Metazoa; Rotifera; Eurotatoria; Philodinida; Philodinidae. The record is from the annotation of a GenBank genome assembly.